This is a messenger RNA of Bursaphelenchus okinawaensis, 3992 nucleotides long. The record is from the annotation of a GenBank genome assembly. Lineage: Eukaryota; Metazoa; Nematoda; Chromadorea; Rhabditida; Aphelenchoididae.
AUGAGGUUAGUUUUUGAAAUUUUAUUGGUCAUCGUGAUCGAUGCCCAAAACCUGGAGAAGUCGAGGAGUGUUUGGGUAGAGCAAGGUCUGGUCAGGGGCAAGAUCUACAAGUUGGGCGAGCAGCAGGUCCAAAUCUUCAGAGGCAUUCCGUACGCCGAGCCUCCGCUUGGAGAUCUCAGGUUCAAAGUUGGUUUUUCAAUUUUUUUAAUAGAUUUUUCAUUUUUCUCCCUCAAAUUUCCUAAACCUUCUACAUAAAUUAUUAUAUUGUUUUAGCUCCCCAUUCGAAAACAAAGAUGGGAAAAAGAAUACGCAGCGGUCGAUUACGGCCCUCCUUGUGUCCAAUUCAUGGACUUUCACAAAAACGACCGCUAUUCUGGUCCCAACAUGCCGAACGAGUCCGAAGACUGUCUCUACCUCAACAUCUUUUCACCGUACGAUUCAGAAGACGAAUCUAAGCUGUAUCCGAUCAUUGUCUGGGUUCAUGGUGGGUCAUUUCUUGCCGGUUCGGCUGAUACUGGCAUUGAUAUGGAAGCUGUGGCCAAGAACUUGGUCUUUAAGGGAAUCACAUUGGUCACGAUAAACUAUCGAUUAGGACCUUUUGGGUUUAUGUCAAUUGACUAUGGUGAUCAUGUUGAAGGUAACUUUGGUAUCUACGAUCAGAAGUUGGCAUUGGAGUGGAUUCAGAGGAAUAUCAAGCAGUUUAAUGGAGAUCCCAGUAGUGUUUCUGUUAUGGGUGAAAGUGCUGGAGCUGCUGCCAUUUCUGUCUUGGGUUUGAGUCCGUUAACGCGAGGUAAGUGGAGGGCGCAGCUCAAAAUUGAUCUUGCAGGCUGCAGGAAACGCUUUCUGUAUUGAUUAAUUUUAGGUAUAAACUGUGAAAUUUCUAGUUUUUUAAACUUUAUAACACGAAAGGUUACUUUUUUACGUUUUUCAACACUUAAAAUUAUAAAAAAACAGUUUAAACGACCAUUUUAAUGUUUUAGGCUAAAAGCCAGCAGAAUUCUUUUCAAUCUUUCAUUUUUAUUAAUUGCCAACAAGGAGAACAUAAAUCUUUUUAGGCUUGGUGCACCAGGUCAUUGCUCUGAGCGGCUCGUCGACAGCUGGCUGGGCGAUUCAUCGGCAUGGCAUGAAUGCGUGGGACAUGAACAAUAUCGCCGACUUCAUUCGCUGCAACAAAAUCAUUCCAGAACAAGAUCUCAAGGCGGUUCUGAAUCGCGAGGCCUCGAAUAAGAAGGCCAAGACAACAGAACAUUGCAACCUACAAAUGAAUGUGCCGGAGUGCUUGAUAGUACGUUAAGAAAAAACGUUUUUAAAAUGCUAAGAAACAGUGUGUAAAGUAAAAUUUGAUUUCCAAAAUUUUGAUAUUUUACUUUAACUAUUUAAAAUGCACUUUUGAUUUUAAAAUUUCCAGAACGGCGGAAAAAUGAACGCCAAAGACAUGUUGGAGUGUUUUCGGAAAGAAAUCAACUUCUCAGAACCCUUAUUUAGGCAUGCCUUGUCGGCCGAGGUAAGCGUUUCUUAUAAGAACUCGCUAUUUAAUUUUUAAAAAAAUUUAAAGCUUUGAUUUCUCUAUAGCUAUAGCCUAAAACUAUUGAAAACUGUAAAGAAUUCCUUGAUUUAAAAUUUAUGUUAGCAUUUUAGCUUGGUGUUUCGAAGAUGGUAGUGGACGGCCAACUGAUUCCUUCAUCCGGCUUUGAACUAGUCUCUGACUACGCUCAUCUGCCACUUUUAACUGGAGUGGCUAGCCGGGAAUGGGCUCAUAAGAGGCGUAAGUUCAAAAAAAGUUUUUUUAAUUGUUUUUCUUGUUGAUCAUUAACUUAAGGACAGGGUAGGGAUAGUAUAUAUCUAGGAGUGCUUUCUUUUAGCAAAAUGGUAGGAAGGAUUAUUAGGUCUUCACAUUUUAUUUUUUUUUCUUUUUUUAAACAUAUUACGUGACGUAUUUUAGCGGAAUUCUAUGAAUUCUGGAGGUAUGAAAACAUGAGUCGGUCUAAGGCAGAAGAAGCAGUCAAGAAACUAGUCUACAACUCGUAUGCUUCUCGGUUACCUGCUAAAGUACCUAAUGCUACAUUAAACUUGAUUUCAAACGCUACAUUCCUACGAUAUAUGCAGGAUGUAGACUUUAACUUUGACAUGCCUGGAGUCGUGGCUAGGCUACAAGAUGUGGGUCUAUUUUUUAAUUGUUUACUUUUGUUAUAUAAAUCAUCACGUCUGGGUCUUACGAUACGAUUAAAUUUACUGGCGUGUACCUAUUUAUGUUAUGUAGUACGUACAACAAUUGUAUAUUACGAAUAUUACAGUAUAUUUCAGUUAGAAGCCGAUAUAGAGUUUGUAGCCCCAUGCCAAUCGGAAGUUGAUGGCUAUGUCAAGAACGGCCUAGAUGUUUUUGCAUACUCGUUUGACUACAUACCUAAAGGAAACAUAGUAGAAGUAGACAAAAGGUUUUACGAGUUAUUUGGAGACAAUCAAGUUACAGUAACCAAGAAGGACGCUUCUACUGAUGGAUACGAAUUGACAGCUUUUCAUGGCCUAGAUCAUGCCUUUAUAUUCAGUAAUGGUUACAGUAGUAACUUCCAAAUUAAGCCGUUUACAAAGCAAGACAGAGCCAUGAGCAAGGUCUUGACUACCAUGAUUGCUAACUUUGCCAAAACUGGGUGAGAUUUUGUUUAAUUUGUGGAAGAUAUUUGAAAUUGUUACCUAAAAACACUUUUUUUAAUAAAUAUUAGCUUUUUAACAUUAGAUAAUAUUGUUUUAGAGAUCCAUCAAUAGAAGUAUUCGAAUGGCCAUCUUAUAGUAACUCAAGUGCUCAUUAUGUUUCAAUUGGUUUACAUCCAAAGCAAGUUUUAUUUUACUGCUUCUUAUGCGAAUUACACGUGCUAUUUUUAACUUUCUAACAUGAUAUUAUGAUGCACACUUCAGCGACAAUAUUGAAAUUAUUUCGACGUUUUUAAAACCUUAGGCUGUCAAAUCAAAAUUUUUCUGGAAAACCUCAAAACAACAAUAAUAUAGAAGAAAAAAAAGAUUAUAUUAUAUUACCUAAAAAUGAACAAAAAAAUAAGAUAUCUCAUUUGAAGUGUAAUCUAAAACAAAAAUAAUAUUGUUUUACCUAAAAGAAAACAAGACACAUUAAAAAUAAUGUUUUUCCACCCAUAAUGAAAUGCUCCGAUAAUGUUUUGUUACCUACAUAAUUCUUCAGAUUAAUAAAAGGCCAACUUCACUUCCCAGCUCCAGAAUUCUGGAAUCAUGAAGCGGCCAUGUUGGCCAAAUACACAUUGUCAGAAAGUCCGUUGAGCGACGAAGAAGUCAGUGAACUGACGGUUGAAGAAAGGAAACAGGUAGGAUUGUUAUGAACAUUCAGGUGACUGUCAAACGUUAAUGUUGGGUCAGAAAAUUUAUAGAGUUUUCAAAGUUUAAAAGGUUAAACAUGAUGUUAUUGUAGGGUAGAUGAUUCGUAAUUUACGUGGGAGUUUGGUAUUGUAAGUCAUGUAAAGCAUGCUUUAUUACUUUUUUAACAUAAUACCUUGUCCAAGAUCUUGGUUAAACACUACAAUUAAAAUCUAUAUAAGUAUGAUAAAGUAUGUUUCAUUGUCCUACAUGUUGACAAUGCUACAUUUUCGUAUUUUUUACUAUUUGUAGGGUUUUACACACAUUAUUGUCGAUACAAUUGGCAUGUUGAUGUAGUUACUUUUUUUAAAGAGCUGCUUAGUUUAUACUAGAAGAUAUUUUUAUAGUUUUACUGGUUUGUUCUUUUUUUUCUUAAUAUUAGGUUGAACCGAAAGUAGCGGAACACGUUUUAGUUGAAAAAUAAAAUAAUAUUAUCGUAGUUUUAAUACCUAAACUUUCAGUUGAACGCUUACCGACGAGCUUGGUGGGGCCUUUGGGUGUUUGUGAUAGCAGUGGCAGUGAUCAUCUGGGUAGCUAUCAUUUGUUUUGUUGUUAAAAAGGGCAAAAGCCCUACCUCUAAGCCCUAUGACAAUAUUGUUGUGAAUCGAGAAUAG